CCGAAAACCAGCACCCUGCAACAUCAGUACCAACUCGGGGCUUCACACCAAAAUGCCUGUCUACAGCAUCCAACACUCCUACCCCCUUACGCAGUACCAAAAGUCGCUUUUGGCGCACAAGAUCACCGUGCUGCACAGCACCGAGUUCCUGACCCCGUCCCUCUUCGUCAACGUGCACUACAUCCCCGGCGAGCCGGCCAGCGAUUUCUUCCUGGCCGGCAAGCCCUACAAUGGCGGGCUCACGUCGCCGAACCGUAUUAUGGCGACUGUGCGGGUAGGGCCCAAGCGCACCAAGGAGAGAUUCGACGCUUUCGCCCUGCGGCUCCAGGACGCCUGGUACGAGGUCGUCAACGGGCCCAAGGAGGAGGGCGAGGCUAACGGCAGCGUCAACGGGCACGGCGAGAUCAGCAAGGAGGAAAGGCUCGCCAGGAAAUUGCACCUCUGUGGCUUUAGGCCGGUGAUUGGCGGGCUCGAGAACGGCGUCCUUCUUCCAAGUCCCGACAACGAAGGCACCUGGCUCAAGGACAACAUGGCCUUUUUCAAGGAGCAGGCCGAAGUCUACGACGACGAGCCGUUCCAGGGCCUCCUCAAGGAGUUGCAGGAGAGACCCGACUUGAGAAAGCUGGUCGAGUGAAAAGGGGGGCAACGAGUGGGAGAACGG
Molecule: messenger RNA, 661 nt
Organism: Cladophialophora immunda
Lineage: Eukaryota; Fungi; Ascomycota; Eurotiomycetes; Chaetothyriales; Herpotrichiellaceae
Exons: 3
Coding region: 53-634 (193 amino acids)
Source: RefSeq, a predicted model, not a curated record